GUAGUACGAUCCGACCCAAUUAGUUUUCACGUCCACAGAAUACAGAUUCCGAUUAAUUUCAGAUCUACUUUCUUCUUCGUCUUCAAAUUUUUUUGAGAUGCUUUAUGAUUCCCACAAUUCUUCAUCUUGUUUCUUGAGGUUUUGAUCUUUCGAUUGCACGGUCAAGGUCGAACAGAGGGGAUUAACAAUGGGAUUCUUGGUCACAUCCCUGAUUUUCGCCGUGAUUGGAGUCAUCGCAUGUUUUUGUACCCUAAUUUGCUGUAAUAGAGGCGCUUCGACUAAUUUGUUUCAUCUUACUUUGAUCAUUACUGCAACAAUAUGCUGCUGGAUGAUGUGGGCAAUUGUAUAUCUUGCACAAAUGAAGCCACUUAUUGUUCCCAUUCUGAAUGACUCGGAGUGAAGUAUUUAUUUUGGGAACCUCUACUACAAGUUGUCUUAUGAAUUUUAAAUCAUCGUGGGUUGCUGCUGAUCAACCCUAAAGAUAUGUUCUAUUUUUCAGAUUCCAUGUAUCUAUGUUGCAUUUCCAGGUUGAAUCUGUGCAAUUCAUAAUUUGAAGAUGACCUUCAAUCGGGCUUCUUGAGUGCUGUUUUUUAAUUACUCUUCGUCAGAAUUUUUGGACGAUGGACUGUUAUUCAUAGCUACUUAUUACAAAUCUCCAUUUGUGAAUUAGAUACUUUGUGGUUGGGGCUGUUUGUUUCAUUCUUCAACUUUUAUCAAUAAUAAUAUCAUUUAUUAAUGAA
This is a messenger RNA of Cucumis melo (muskmelon), 740 nucleotides long. RefSeq names its product V-type proton ATPase subunit e1. Gene Ontology annotation, cellular component: proton-transporting V-type ATPase, V0 domain. The coding region runs from base 188 to 400 and encodes 70 amino acids. Gene Ontology annotation, molecular function: proton-transporting ATPase activity, rotational mechanism. The transcript has 4 exons. Gene Ontology annotation, biological process: proton transmembrane transport. The record is from RefSeq and is a predicted model, not a curated record. Lineage: Eukaryota; Viridiplantae; Streptophyta; Magnoliopsida; Cucurbitales; Cucurbitaceae.